AUGGAGGGAUGGGGAGAGGUGACAAAAAUCCCAUUCACCGGUAUAGGAAGCACCAGCCCCAGGACGGCUGUUUCUACAAAAUUCGAUUCGCAGCAGAAUAUUAUCCUAGUUGGUGAUGAUGAUGGAUAUGUUAGUUCCUUCAUACAAACAAGUUCUCCUUUCAGCAAUGAAACAAGCCCCUAUACUAAAUACCUAACAAAUAGUCUGCAUCAUCCGGUUACACAGCUACUCUCUCAUAGAGACGGCACGUUGGCGCUUCUGACAGAUGAGGUUUCCUUCUUUAAUCGACGCGGAGUACCAAAAGGUGGAUUUGACGCUUUGUCAUUUAAGGACGACUCAUUCAAGAGUCUCAAUGCAAUGUCGUUCAAUUGUAACUCCUUUAAUGACGUGGUUGUGAGCACCAAUUCUUCCUUGCUCAAGUUUGAUUUAAAUAAACCAAAUGUCUUGACCAAAUUCAAUCAUGAAGGUAAGAUAACAUUAAUAAAGGAGUCCCCAAAGUUACUUGCUCUAGCAGGCACUACAGGGUCUCUUGAAUUAUUUGACCCAACGUCCAAUGCAUCCUUAAAGACGUUUUCUGCACACAAUGGGUACAUGUCUGAUUUAGACGUAAAGGGGAACUAUAUCGCUAGUUGCGGCUACUCUGUAAAACCAAAAAGGUACAAUUAUCACCAAACGCCGGAAUAUUUGUGUGAUCCUUUGGUCAACAUCUUUGACAUUCGAAUGAUGAAAGCAAUUGCUCCGGUUGCUUUUCCGGCUGGUGUGUCAUCAGUCAGGUUUCAUCCUAAACUACCUAAUAUCUUGAUCAUUGCCUCUGCAUUUGGCUUGAUUCAGUUUGUAGAUAUAUUUGAUCAAACAAAUGUGAAAGUAUAUCAUGCAGAUAUGCCGUUGCCUCCUCAACAAACAGCAAAGCAACCAUCCUUGUCUGAUUUGCAAAUAAGCGAAAACGGUGAUUUCUUUCUGUUCAAUGAUGGUUAUUCAAAUAUACAUUUAUGGUCAAUUACCAACGCCGAUGCAAUCAGCAAAAAUUUUGUGAAUUUCCCGCAAAACAUUGAGAAACCAGACAUAACCAUUGACUCUGAAACGUUUAUUGAUAUAGAUGACAACAAUGUGCCGCUUUCAAUAGUUGGUAUGCCCUAUUAUAAAGAGUUGCUACUAUCAAAUUGGCCAGUCGAUCUCAAAUUCAUCAAAGAGCGAGCUCGUUUACCAAAUGCUAUUGAUUCCGACCUAUUAGCCAAAGCUGAUCAGGGACUUUUCAAGUACGAUUCAUUGAAAUACGGUGCGGCAAACGUUGUGACCAAUUUCUACUCCUUAACCAGUACCAAAGAUUCCCAAAUUCCCAAAUUCCUUAGUGAAAAGAGUGAUCAAGAAAAGGAGCAGAAAAAGUCUAUAGAAGCACUUGAAGAAAGUGUUUUACAAUGCCGAAAUGAAGAUGCAAUUCCCAAUUGUUACUCAAGAUUACAAAUUCAAUACUCAAAGUUUGGUAUUAAGGAUUUUGAUUUUGCAUUUUACAAUAGAACGGAAAAGUAUUGUGGAUUGGAAAAUCACAGUGAUAAUUCCUAUAUAAAUGCAUUGUUGCAACUUUUUCGGUUUCAACCAUCUUUCUAUAAUCAAGUGGUUAAUUCAUUGUCGACUGAAUGGUUACCAAACGAGCCUCAAGUAAUUGAAACAAAUUCUGAAGGAUCGUCUAUACUUAACGAAUUGGCGUACCUAUUUGACAUGAUGUAUAAGGCCAAGGCAAGUAAUGUCAAAACAACAAACUUUAGUCAAGUUAUGAAUCACGAUGCCAACGCGUCGAAAUUGAUUAAUUUGAAUGAAUUAAUGAACUUGAGUUCUCAUGAAGUUAGAGAGUUGAUAGUUUCAUUCAACAAUUAUUUGUUGAACAGGCUAAACCUAGAUUUCAAAUCACAGUUUGAUAUAAAAUUUGAUUUGACGGAAUUGACAUACGAGAUUCAAAUUUUGGGUCGUGGUCAUUCGUGUCCAGUAAACGAGAAGCAAUUGGGCACCACAUUGUCCCUAGAUUUGAUUACACCUCCAAACAAUAUGUUGAAUAAGAUGAGUAUCCUAAUCAAUCCAAACAACCAAGAUCAACCAACUAAUUUUUCCAACAUUCGAACAAAUUUGAAUAUUUUGACGUACUUGGAUUACUCAAUGAAUCAGUGUAAAACAGUUCCAUGCACACAGCACUUGCAUACACACCCACACACUUUGGAAAUCAGAACUAGUAUUAUAAAACUACCACCCGUACUUGUCUUGAAUGUUAAUUUGACCAAUGAGGAGUUUAAGCUAAUAAAUUGUCUCAAGAAAUGGUUAGUGCCUGAAAUGUAUGCCUUAAAGGCAAGAAACAAUCAGGGAUACUCUUUUAAACCAACCAAGCCUUUAUCUGGAGAAUAUAAGAAAUAUGAAUUAUUAGGAUACGUAUGUGAAAUUAGUCAUCAAAUAGACUCAUCUAGAACAGGUGGUCAUAAUCUAGUUUCAUUUAUUAAAAUCCAAGGUGAAUGGAUCCUUUUCAAUGACUACUUAGUUAUUCCGAUUCCUGAGGAGGAAGUGUUUAACCUAACCCACGAGUGGAAGAAACCGGUUAUUGUAGUGUAUCAAGAAGCUGACAAAGUUGAGACUUUUGAUUAUAUAACUCAUUUUCAAGGUAACGAUUCUAUAUUGUAUCGAGAUCAUUUUGCAGGCGCUGCGAGAAAGGAAUACCAAAAGCAAUACAUUUUGUUAACCAAACAAGAAGCACCACAUCCUGGCACACUCGUUGCUAUCGAUGCAGAAUUUGUAACACUAAGACCAGAACAGUUGGAGAUUAGCUAUUUGGGAAGCAAGAAAUUGAUUAAACCAAAAGACCUAUCAUUGGCUCGUGUUUCCGUUUUACGUGGAGAUGACGAAAGCCCAUUAUUUGGAAAAGCAUUUAUUGAUGAUUACAUUGUACACACAUCACCGAUCUAUGAUUAUCUUACAAGUUUCAGCGGUAUCGAACCAAUGGAUUUAGAUUUUUGCAAGUCUAACAAAAAUUUAGUUACUUUGCAGACGGCAUAUCGUAAGUUAUGGCUUUUGCUUAAUUUGAAAGUCAUUUUUGUUGGUCACGGAUUGUAUACAGAUUUCAGAACAAUCAAUUUACAAGUUCCAAAAGAGCAAAUUAGAGACACUGCUGAUUUCUAUUACAUGGCAAGUUUCAAGCGACAGUUGAGUCUCAAGUUCUUGGCAUUUGUCAUGUUGCGAGAAAGAGUACAAAGGGGAAAUCAUGACUCUAUUGAAGACGCUAGAACCGCCUUGUUAUUGUAUAAAAAGUAUGUUGAGUUGAAAAAAAAAGGUGAGUUUGAGAGCAAGUUAAACUAUAUUUAUGAAGAGGGUCAUAGGCUAAAGUAUAGGGUUCCUGAAUCAUAG
Lodderomyces oxycetoniae is the source of this 3381-nucleotide messenger RNA. RefSeq names its product poly(A)-specific ribonuclease. The transcript has a single exon. NCBI's taxonomy places the organism in Eukaryota, Fungi, Ascomycota, Pichiomycetes, Serinales, Debaryomycetaceae. Gene Ontology annotation, biological process: mRNA processing; nuclear-transcribed mRNA poly(A) tail shortening. Bases 1 to 3381 code for a protein of 1126 amino acids. Gene Ontology annotation, molecular function: nucleic acid binding; poly(A)-specific ribonuclease activity; protein binding. The record is from RefSeq and is a predicted model, not a curated record. Gene Ontology annotation, cellular component: P-body; PAN complex.